Corapipo altera (White-ruffed manakin) is the source of this 1081-nucleotide messenger RNA. RefSeq names its product A-kinase anchor protein 8-like. NCBI's taxonomy places the organism in Eukaryota, Metazoa, Chordata, Aves, Passeriformes, Pipridae. Gene Ontology annotation, molecular function: protein kinase A regulatory subunit binding; DNA binding. Gene Ontology annotation, cellular component: nuclear matrix; nucleus. The record is from RefSeq and is a predicted model, not a curated record. The transcript is spliced from 3 exons. Bases 16 to 384 code for a protein of 122 amino acids.
AACCGGAACCGCAGGAUGGCUGCGGAGCAGUUCAAGAAGACCAGUUUACACGUGGCCAAGAGUGUCCUGAACAACAAACACAUCGUCAAGAUGCUGGAAAAAUACCUCAAGGCGAAGAGGAAAAGAAGCGCCUUUGGCUCCUUGUUGUUCCCUGGGAAUGCGGGAACAGCCCCGGAUCCGGCAGGAGGCCCCGUGUCUGCAGGCAGGGGCAGCAGGUGCCCGCGUGUCCCCCCAUUCCGGGGGAGCGGCCGAUCCCCUUCCCGGGGCGCGGCUCGGCUUCGGCCCCAUCCCGGCCGGAGCCGGAUCCCAAAAACAGGGAAAAACUGCGACUCCAACCUCGGGGGCCAGGGAAAAGGGAUGUUGAGCACGGAGUUGGCCAGGUAGGAUGGCCCUGUCCUGGUAUCCUGGCAUAGGAUGGCCGUGUUCCCAUUAUCCUGGCAUAGGAUGGCCAUGUCCCCGUUAUCCUGGCAUAGGAUGGCCAUGUUCCCGUUAUCCUGAUGUGGGAUGGCCCUGUCCCUGUUAUCCCAGUGUAGGAUGGCAAUAUUCCCAUUAUCCUGGCAUAGGAUGGCAAUAUUCCCAUUAUCCUGGCAUAGGAUGGCAAUAUUCCUGUUAUCCCGGCGUAGGAUGGUCAUGUUCCCAUUAUCCUGACAUAGGAUGGCCCUGUCCUAUUAUCCUGGCAUAGGAUGGCCAUGUUCCCAUUAUCCCAACACAGGAUGGCUGUGUCCUAUUAUCCCAACAGAUGAUGGCCAUAUCCCAUUAUCCCAACACAGGAUGGCCAUGUCCUAUUAUCCCAACUCAGGAUGGCCAUGUCCUGUUAUCCCAGCACAGGACAGUCAUGUCCCGUUAUCCCAACACAGGAUGGGCCAUAUCCCAUUAUCCCACUGCAGGACAGUCAUGUCCCGUUAUCCCGAGAGAGGAUGGGUCAUAUCCCGUUAUCCCACGGCGGGACAUCCGUGUCCCAUUAUCCCAACACAGGAUGGGCCAUAUCCCAUUCUCCCAACACAGGAUGGCCAUGUCCUGUUAUCCCAACACAGGAUGGACCAUAUCCCAUUAUCCCAACUCAGGAUGGCCAUAUCCCAUU